CAAUUUGUUAGUGUGAAGUGACGAGGAAAACACAUAUCUUGCGUUGUAUAUAAAUAUAGCAGAUUUGGAGCUAAUGCCAUAAUACACGGAUCGAAGUUACAAUGGCAACCACUAAGGUACUCUUCUUCGUCGUUAUAGCGACGGCGGUGAUCGCUGUGACGCACGCGCAGAGAGGAGGAUUCGGCGGAGGUGGCUUUGGUGGUGGCAAUGGCGGCUUUGGUGGCGGGUUUGGCGGUCGACGACCUGGACAAGGAGGAUUCGGGCAACAGGGAGGCUUCGGCCCAGGCGGCUUCGGUCAACAAGGCGGUUUCGGCCAAGGUGGCUUCGGUCAAGGCGGUUUUGGGCGCGGACAACGCGGCUUCGGCGGUCAACAAGGCGGUUAUGGGCAAGGCGGUUAUGGGCAAGGUGGUUAUGGGCAAGGCGGUUUCGGCCAAGGCGGCUUUGGCCAAGGUGGUUUCGGCGGAAAUGGCGGCUUCUUUAGAGGAUAAACUCUAAACAACGAACUGAUUUGACUGUAUACAACUAUAAUGGAUAUAAUUCCCCGUAAAUUUUCCAGUACAUAUAUUGCGCAGAUUGAUAACGUACAAAUGAAUAGCAUACCAAUCCCCACCCAUCUAGUCACCCUUAACUAUAAAGGUAUGUAGUUAUCCAAUAUUAUAUUGUUAUACUUACCAAGUUCUAUAUUUGAAAAUUAUACAAUUUGUUAAGAAAUUGAGAUUUUUAUUGUCAUCAUGAUAGCCAUAAUUAUGCAUAUACUGAUUGCUAUUAUUGUCUUACACAUUCUAUUAUGUUUAUGACGCAAAUACCUCCCAUCCAGUGUCAACGGAGAGUGGGUAGUAACAAAAAAUAUAUACUUUGUAGCUAAAGUCUAUACUUGUAGUUCAUUAGACCGUACUCAUUUUUAUGAUCUGUUCUAUGAGCUUUCCGUUACUCCAAACGAAACGAUACAUUUUGUCGUGAGUUUACUAGGUAAAUCUUUUGUUAAUGGAUCCUUUUUUUUGUUGCCAUAACAAACAUUAUAGAGUUUCAAACCCACUAUACAAUAACAUUUAUAAUUUAACGAUCUAAUGUGAUAUCGAGUUGAUAGACAACAUAAGUACAUAAAGUUAUAUAGUACCGGGUAGAAUCUUGUUUAUAAUAGGUACUAUUUAUAGUCCAUUAUCAAAUCCAAGGCCACAGAGCUGCAGGAAUGCAAAAUUUUACAAAAAAUAAUAAAAAUAUGAACUACUAAAGUGCCUCUGCUACUUAUGUCCGACCCAUCCGGUUCUAGGCACUCAGCGAAAAUAUUCCACGCAGAUUUAGGAAUACUACCACAGGUUCCAAACGAUAUAAAUACCAUAACUUAAGAAGAAAAAAGAUAUCACAUUUUAAAUGUCAUGAAAUGGAAUCCCUUUUAAUUAUGACAGAAUUUAUGCUCUGGUUUAAGGGCCCAGUCUCCGGUUGCAGACUUCAGAAUUUGAAUAUUUUCACCCCUCUCGGGCACCCCCGUUGAUGUCAUUAUACCUGUAAUUGCUCUACUUUACAACUCCAAAUAUUCGGUAAUGGAAGAAGCAAAGGGUCUGGAAUUCGCAACGACUCAAUUUUACGAAGAUUGCAGCCUUAAUUUUUUGCGGACGACAUUUCCAGACACAAUAGUUAAACAAUGGGGUAUGGAUUUUAAAAGGAAAUUCAGCUUUACGACUUUAAGUUAAAAAAAAGUGAGUAAGUAACGGUUAUCGAGACACAACCCUAGUUGCCAACCAACAGCCAUGCCAUCUCGAUCAAAUACAUAAUUGAUGUUAAAGUAAUACAUGUAAUAUGUGUACAUUUAUAAUAUAACAUAUUAACGCUUAUAUAAAGACAGACGAGGAAGGUUUACAGAAGUCGCAAUAGUGUGUCUAUAUUCGCAACAUGGGUCUCUCUAAGGUAUUUGUGUUCGCCUUGAUAGUGGCGAUGAUUGCCGCUACGUUCGCGGAUGUCAGCCAUUUGGGCGAAUCGUCUCGCGGAGGACUGGGCGGUCGGCAGAGUGGUAGUAGCUCAGGCGGUCUAGGCGGAGGCCUCUCCCGGGGAGACCGUGGCUUUGAACGCGGAGGCUCCAGUGGCGGCGUCACUGGAAACCGACGGGGCGAUUCUAGGCAACCAGGAAGCAGCGGCGGAGUCAGAAAAUACUAACGACACUCUGGUUAUUCAGCAAACCCUGCUUAAAUAUUUGUCUUGAUUACUUGUUUUGGCAAUAAAAUGUAUAAUUUCUAAUAA
Messenger RNA from Pectinophora gossypiella (pink bollworm), 2235 nucleotides. RefSeq names its product ctenidin-3 (gene CPG18). Bases 102 to 488 code for a protein of 128 amino acids. Lineage: Eukaryota; Metazoa; Arthropoda; Insecta; Lepidoptera; Gelechiidae. The transcript has 3 exons. The record is from RefSeq and is a predicted model, not a curated record.